Polistes canadensis is the source of this 1103-nucleotide messenger RNA. RefSeq names its product protein CWC15 homolog B (gene c12.1). Lineage: Eukaryota; Metazoa; Arthropoda; Insecta; Hymenoptera; Vespidae. Gene Ontology annotation, molecular function: RNA binding. The transcript has 3 exons. The coding region runs from base 163 to 837 and encodes 224 amino acids. Gene Ontology annotation, cellular component: catalytic step 2 spliceosome. Gene Ontology annotation, biological process: mRNA cis splicing, via spliceosome. The record is from RefSeq and is a predicted model, not a curated record.
AGCGUCCUCUAGGCGUGUGUUAAGAAAAAUAAUGCUUAUGUCGUUUAAUGUGUUUGGCAUUUUCUCUUGUGUUCGCUUCUAUAUUCUGUCCACUUGAUUGAAAAACGAUUAUUUAUUGAAACAUUAUAUUUUGUAUGUAUUAAAUCAUUUUAAAGAUACAAGAUGACAACAGCUGCAAGGCCAACGUUUGAUCCAGCCAGAGGUGGUCAGGGUCGGGGUGAAAAAGAUUUAAGUGCGAUAUCAAAACAAUACAGUAGCAGAGAUUUGCCAUCGCAUACCAAAUUAAAAUAUAGAGAACAUGGACAAGGAACGAUCGAAGAGCUUCGUAGUCGCGAUUUUCGCAAAGAAUUGGAGGAACGUGAUAGAGAAAAAGAUAAAAGUUCUAGUCGACGUAUGAUUGAACCUACCAGAGAACCUGCUCCAACUAAUGCAAAAAGACAAAAAAUGGAUCAAGUUCCAGCAGCUAGCUUGGAUGCGGAUGAUCCUCUUGACGAAGAUGAAUCUGAGUCAGAGAGCGAAGAAGAUGAUACUGCAGCUCUCGUAGCUGAAUUACAAAGGAUUAAAAAAGAAAGGGCAGCUGAGCAAGCUAAAAAGGAAAUGGAAAAGAAACAAGAAGAAGAAAGAAUAAGAAUGGAAAAUAUUCUUUCUGGAAAUCCUUUACUCAAUUAUUCCUCUCAAAGUGGCAGAACAGACAUGAAAGUGAGAAGAAGAUGGGACGACGACGUUGUUUUUAAAAAUUGUGCACGAUCAGAACCAAAAAAAAAACAUGAUGUUUUUAUUAACGAUUCCUUAAGAAGCGAAUUUCAUCGUAAAUUUAUGGAAAAAUAUGUUAAGUAGCGCGGAACAUCUUUUAUAAUAAAUUUAUUGAAUUUUGUGAUAUAUUUGUGUGCAUAUAUUGCGUAUUCGUAAAUAAUAAUUAAAAUUGACAAAAAGGAGAGAAAAUAUAGUUAGUUUACGUGCUAAAAUAUAAGCAUUCUUUUUUACAUGCAUAGAUUAUGUUCAAAGUAAUGAUUUAAAAGAAGAAGCACAAAUAUAAUACUCUGUGUACAUUUAUUUUCAAUGAAUAUUAAUGAAUUACAAAUAAAGUAUGAGAGUCACAAGUU